Molecule: messenger RNA, 2444 nt
Organism: Mercenaria mercenaria
Lineage: Eukaryota; Metazoa; Mollusca; Bivalvia; Venerida; Veneridae
Product: cerebellin-3-like
Exons: 2
Coding region: 113-718 (201 amino acids)
Molecular function (GO): protein binding
Source: RefSeq, a predicted model, not a curated record
UGCAUUUUGUACUUCGUCUGUGUUUGUGCUUUUUGUUUGUAUAUUUUCGGUCUCUGCUGAGAACGAGCCGGUUUGUUCCAAAUUUUCAUAUGAGGAACAACUAUUAGGGAAAAUGCUACAAGUUGAAGCUAAAAUGGAACAAUGGGACAAAGAGCUAAAACAAUUUGAGGAAACUAUACUGUCUGUCUUGGAAUAUCGCGGACAGGAAAUGAGAAAAUCGAUUAAUAAGCAGAAUAAAAAACUGGAAAUAUUUACAGAAGAAUAUAAUACAGUACAGGCCGCUUUGGAAAAUCUGACAGCAGAGGUUACCCCGAUUAUUGCAUUUAAUGCAUAUCUAAACACUAGCGGGAGCUAUCCUGUCGGGCAGAUCGUCGUGUUUCCUCAUGUUAUUUUAAAUGAAGGAGAUGGGUAUAACUCGACAACUGGAUAUUUUACGGCUCCUGUCGCCGGCCUGUAUCACUUCACAGCACACGUAUGUAACCUCCACGACCAAUAUAUGGUCUUCUCCAUCGUGAAAGGCAACACUACAAUAGCGCUUAGUGCAGUAUAUGAAAACUCUAGCGUCACUUGUGGUUCAGUUAGUGCACCGACUCCAAUGGAAGUUGGAGAAAAAGUCUGCGUACAGUCACCGUAUGCCGACAGCAGUUUGUUUACUAACUUAUACAGAUGGCCAUCGUUCAUGGGUGUUUUAGUGAAAAGGAGCAGACGAAACGAGUGAAGCAAAAUAAACAACGCACAUUGUAUUCAUGUUAUUAAACAAGAGAUUAUUCGUACCUGUAUGCAUACAAUGUGCAGUAAUGCAAAAACAAAAUGUAAAUUAAGUUUCCAUUCCCCAAAACUCUUUCCUUUUAUUUAACUCUUGAAUCGUUUAUUUCUUUAACAGUUUUGUAUAUUUUAAUUGAGAGAAGUGUUAUGGUAUUUUAACGUCGUAGAAUGGCAAAUCAGAGUGCCAAAAUAGGUUAUUAUCUAAAGUGGCUCAACAAUCGUCCAGUUUACAGGAAAACGUCGUUCAAUUCCUUGGGGUGAGCGAUUUUAAAUAUCUGUAUGUUUUGUUUUAAACAUAAAUUAAAGUAAAGAACUCCUAAUGACAAUCGGCAAUUUACGUUCGAAUACGCUUGUUUUCAUUUGUGAUUUCGGUUGAGAUGAAAACCGUUCCUCGUUCAAACUACUUUUAUGGCGGAAGAAUAUCGAAAUAUCAGACGAAAAUACGUAAUCAAACGGAAAAUGCCGAUUGUCAUUACGAGUCCACUGCCUUAUUGAUUUUAUUAAGUUUGAAAUAGAUAAAAUGUUUAUUCAGUAUAGUUUCUGUUAGCAAAAACGUCUCUUCCAAGGGAGAUAACCUCGUAAGGCCGACAAACUCUGUACGAAAAACACAUUUUAGCCCCACAUGAAGUGUUGUGCGUGGAAAUACUUGGCAACAAUACGGACGUUGAAUAAAGGAAUGACUUAAAUAGAAUUAGGGAUGGGGUGGAGAUUUCCCCUAGUAGUCUUGUAUUUUGAGGGUCUGUACUCCAAAAGCUCUUCUCUCUUACAAAAGAGUCACCAUUUAAUGUUUGAUUACUGGGGCACUUGUUAAGAUACUGCAAAAUUUCUAACUGUGCCAUUAAACACAGAAUAAUUAAACUACCUGGCACUAGCGAUCUUGAACUUUGUGGCAACUGACUGCAAAGAUAAAAGAAGUUUACUUAGGAUUUUUUACCUGAAAAGAAUGCCGAUGUCACGAAAAGCAUCAUAGCCAAUAUGAUUCUUCGAACAAUCUCAAAUAUAUAUUGACGAUACAUAAAAUAAAACUAGAGUCAGCACUGAAAUUUGAUACCAAGUGCAUGUGAAAUGACUUAAGUCCUGUGUGCAGUUUUGUGACUCCAAACAAUUUUUUUCUAACACACACUUUCCAGAAAACUUGCAAAUCCGAUUGCGUUCAUAUGAAGAAUAAAACCUUACAGAACAUGUAUGCUGUAUAGUAGACAAAUAGCUCUGCUUUAUAGUCGUACGGUAUCAGGUUAAACAUUUUUAUAUGCCCUUCAUGAAGGACUACAUGUUGUGGCGAGGGAGCGGUAAUUGUCCAUAACAACCGUCCACUUACUAACGUAUGCACUUCUUAUACAAUUGUAUCAAUCUGUGUUAGAAUGUUAACGGGUUUCAAGUCUUGGUCAAGUCUGACGAAUAGUGUCUUUUGAAUACUGGCCCGUGAUAAACACUCAAUUGGACAAAUAGACUAUAGUGCCCGCUAAAUUGAUAUUUUACAUUACAUUACCAAGUUUAUACAAAAUGUGCAUCUUAAUAAAAAUCAUGUCUGAGUCAGCUAGAUCGAAUCAGCGUCUCCAGAAUUCUGGUUCUUGAAUUAGUCUUGACUGCAAAAGGUGGAAGUGUCCGCUGAAUUAAUUGACGUUUAUUUCUUAUCACUAGACUUACUGUAAUGUUUAUCUUUAACUAUUUUUUUUUUA